Molecule: messenger RNA, 882 nt
Organism: Colletotrichum higginsianum IMI 349063
Lineage: Eukaryota; Fungi; Ascomycota; Sordariomycetes; Glomerellales; Glomerellaceae
Product: Kinesin-like protein
Exons: 3
Coding region: 1-882 (293 amino acids)
Source: RefSeq, a predicted model, not a curated record
AUGCUCUGCUACAGGCUUGCAACGAGACAGCAGAAGAUCGUCAAGUGGACCUCUGUGGCAACCAUAUUAGGCUAUGUUGGAGUGAUUGUUGUCAUAUGGAGCCACUGCACUCCAGUCCAAAGGAAUUGGCAGGUCGUUCCCUACCCAGGAGACGAGUGCACACUGGCCGUGGCCAACUAUUUGAGCUUGGUUGUGCUCAACAUAUCUACGGAUAUGCUCAUUGUCUCAAUACCCUUGCCUCUGCUCUGGGCGGUCAAACUCAGUCUCAAGAGAAAGUUCGCUAUUGGCCUACUGCUCUGCUCGGGCGUUUUCGUAAUGAUUGCAGCUCUUCUUCGUUGCAUAUUAUCGUUGAAGGACAUCGAAGGUAUCAAUGUCAGCACAAUUUGGGCCAUCAGAGAAACAGUUUGUCAACCCUUUACCACUUUUCAUCGAUUGAUAGGAAAAGCCAUUAUCGUCAGAUUCGCUCACAGGCUAACUCUGGCCCCUACUUCACAGUUCGUCGGAAUCAUUGCGGUCAACGCAGCAUGCAUAAGACCUCUUUUCUCCUCCGCGCACUGGCUGAGGUCUACGAAGGGUAGCAGCGGCAAUAACCAGAAGUACACCGGGUCCGGUGACAAGUAUGGCCAUCAGCUCGUUACCAUAGGAGGCGGGGGACAGAGCGUUGAUCGAUCGGGCUUACCUUCCAAGCGGCGAUACAACAAGUACAACAUGACGGAGCUGGACAACAACUCUAGCGAGGAGCAGAUCGUCAAGUCUACCGAGUCAACCAAGUGGCCUCAGAACGGCGGCCGUGGUGGUAGCCUCACCAGCAAGUCGAGUGGACAACAUGGAGGAAUUAUUGUGACCACAACGUAUGAGGUGAAGCCAGAAAACAAAGUUUGA